AUGAACAACGGUGAUGAGUUCAUUGACGUGUCUGUUGAACAGCUUCUCAACACACCAAUAGCCAAUGGUUUGGUUAUUCUCAUAGACACCAGUGACGAUGCAAUUGAAUUCCUGAAGGAUGACUUUGAAUUUGAACAAGCAUUACGAUUACUACCUAUGGCAUGGCAAUUGGGCGUUAUAAACAAGAAAAAUUUAAAAUCAAAGUACAUUAGCUUGUGUAAUAGGAUCCUGCAAAUUUUUGGCUGUGCUAUCCUAAGUCCAAAUAAAAUUAAAGAUUUCAAAUCAUUAAGCUUCACCACCAAUGAGUAUGGGAAACCUGAAACCCCAGGAAUAGCAUUCAAUAUGUCUAAUGGAGAUAGACUAGUAGGGAUGUUUGCUAUAAGAUACUACUCCCAAAGUGAAGAACUUCCUCAUCACAUUCAUCACCUUCAUUCAAAUCAAUUAGUUGGAAUAGAUAUCGCAUCCACGAACGAUUAUCACAUUGGUGAUGAAGAAUUGUUCCACACAAUAUUCUGCCCAGACGAAUUAGAACUAUUGAAAUCCUCAAAUCCAGUAACAACCUCCAAAUCAUUUGCUCAUCUCUGGUCUUUCAAAGAAUGUUAUAUCAAAUAUAUCGGAAAAGGUCUGCACUACGAUAAUCUAUCAGAAUUAAACUUCAGCAAUCAUAUCAACACUCCAACAUCAAAUAUAUCAAUCGACAACAACCCAUUGACAUUUCAUUCCAAAUGGUCGAACCAAGAAGUAAUUACCAUCUGUUAUAACGAACCUCCAUUAACGUUAAAUAACCCUCCAAAUUUCUAUAUACUAAAUAUAAAAGAUAUAAUAAGCCAAAUGAAUAAUUAUAUAUAG
This is a messenger RNA of Vanderwaltozyma polyspora DSM 70294, 849 nucleotides long. It is a transcript of the gene LYS5, whose product is annotated as holo-[acyl-carrier-protein] synthase. Gene Ontology annotation, cellular component: cytosol. The coding region runs from base 1 to 849 and encodes 282 amino acids. The record is from RefSeq and is a predicted model, not a curated record. NCBI's taxonomy places the organism in Eukaryota, Fungi, Ascomycota, Saccharomycetes, Saccharomycetales, Saccharomycetaceae. Gene Ontology annotation, molecular function: holo-[acyl-carrier-protein] synthase activity; magnesium ion binding. The transcript has a single exon.